AACAAAGUUCUGAAGUUCAAAAUAAAACUCCACUUCUCAGAAUCGGAAAAAAUCGGAAAACUUUGUAGGAGGAUCUCUCAGGGAUUUGGUCGGCGAUGGCGUCCAAGCGGAUUCUGAAGGAGCUGAAGGAUCUGCAGAAAGAUCCUCCUACCUCUUGUAGUGCUGGCCCAGUUGGCGAAGAUAUGUUUCACUGGCAAGCAACAAUUAUGGGUCCACCUGACAGUCCCUAUACCGGUGGACUGUUUCUCAUUACCAUUCAUUUUCCACCUGAUUAUCCAUUUAAGCCACCCAAGGUUGCUUUUAGGACUAAGGUUUUCCACCCGAACAUCAACAGCAACGGUAGCAUAUGCCUUGACAUUCUGAAGGAACAGUGGAGCCCAGCUCUUACAAUCUCCAAGGUGUUGCUGUCCAUCUGUUCUCUGCUGACAGACCCUAAUCCUGAUGACCCUUUGGUUCCGGAGAUUGCUCAUAUGUACAAGACUGAUCGAAACAAGUAUGAAACAACUGCUCGGAGCUGGACCCAAAAGUUCGCCAUGGGUUAGCCGCUGUUGCGAUGUGCCCACUUUUCCUCUGUGUUUUUGGACACUAUCAGUAAUGUGUUAGGAAAUGAAGUAUUUCUUAUGGCAUAAUCCGUUCAAGGGGAACGGUUGUGUUGCUGACUCUUGAAACACAAAACUUUGCCUUUCGGUUUGUAAAAUCCAACGGUUAUGCAACUCUAUGUAUAGAUCAAAAUUAAGCAGUUGGACCAUUUUGCAUAUUUAGUGUAUGCAACUCUAUGAAAAUGUUUUCUCAAAAAACUAAGUGGGUUUUUCUUAUA
This is a messenger RNA of Solanum dulcamara, 817 nucleotides long. RefSeq names its product SUMO-conjugating enzyme UBC9-like. Gene Ontology annotation, cellular component: nucleus. Bases 96 to 542 code for a protein of 148 amino acids. Gene Ontology annotation, biological process: protein polyubiquitination. The transcript has 5 exons. Gene Ontology annotation, molecular function: ubiquitin conjugating enzyme activity. NCBI's taxonomy places the organism in Eukaryota, Viridiplantae, Streptophyta, Magnoliopsida, Solanales, Solanaceae. The record is from RefSeq and is a predicted model, not a curated record.